Mercenaria mercenaria is the source of this 1404-nucleotide messenger RNA. RefSeq lists its product as uncharacterized. The coding region runs from base 1 to 1404 and encodes 467 amino acids. Lineage: Eukaryota; Metazoa; Mollusca; Bivalvia; Venerida; Veneridae. Gene Ontology annotation, molecular function: zinc ion binding; ubiquitin-protein transferase activity. The transcript has a single exon. Gene Ontology annotation, cellular component: nucleoplasm; chromatin. The record is from RefSeq and is a predicted model, not a curated record. Gene Ontology annotation, biological process: positive regulation of DNA-templated transcription.
AUGUCGGACAAUGUGGGCGGCAGAAAAAUGUUAGACGUAGGAACCAGACAAAAAUCAUCACGUAAAACGACAUCCAGCAGCUCUGACGCGUCUGUACCUGUAUAUGCCAGUUCUGCUGAAGGUUCUGUGAGAUAUAAAGAAAGUAAGAAAUCGUCAAUCUACAAGAGCUCUGAGGAAUUUUUCGAGUACGGGUGUGACCCUUGCAGUUCAGCAGGUGAACAUAUAGAAGCUGAGGGAUUUUGUACAGAUUGUGGUGAAUACCUCUGUGGUACGUGUUUUAGAAGCCAUUCAAGAGGCAAAGCUACAAAACACCAUAAACUGUUAAACAAAGAUAAUAUGCCGAGUGAAAACGUUCAAACUUGCGAUCCUUGUAAAAUAGCCGGUGAAGAAAUAGAUGCCAAAGGUUAUUGUGAUGAUUGUGAAGAAUAUCUGUGUAGUAACUGCUUCAGAAGUCAUUCAAGAAGUAAGGCAACAAAACAACAUAACUUGAUGGAUAAAGAAAAUAUGCCUAAAAAAUACAAUAGUGCAAUUGCAUCCUCAGUCGCCAAAAUUGAUAUCCACAAAGAAGACGCGAGGUGUCAGAUGUCUAAAGAAGAAUAUAUUUACGUCCGAGACAUUAAUGUGAAGGUAGCAGCGGACACAAAUGAGAGUGACAUUGUAGCGAUAACUCUAGUGUCGGACCAUGAACUUGUUUUAGCGGAUUAUAAUAACGCAUCUUUGAAGCUUAUUGAUAUUGACCGUAAUGUAAUAAAGGGGACACUGGACUUGGAGUCUAAACCAUUUGGACUCACAACGGUUUCGAAGGACAAGGUAGCUGUAUUAUUGUCCAACAUAUAUGUCAUUCAAAUUGUAACAGUUUCUAGGACUAUAUCCGUACAAAGAAAUAUCAAAUUAAUGGGUCUAUGUUUAGACAUUAAGUAUCUAAAUGGAAAACUAUAUGCUUCAUUCUCUAAGCCUGUCAGAUUCCUUAUACUUCAGCUAUCAGGUGCAGUGUAUAAAACGAUCAAGCCUGAUGCUGAAGUACUUAAACACUGCACGAAGCCAGAUAACAUUGCAGUCAGUCCUAAUGAGAGUGUGAUCUACGUGUCUGACUGGAAAACCAACAAAUUUAUAUGCGUAGAUAUGGAUGGGAAUAUGAUAUCUAUGUAUCUACAUGAGCUUGCUAUUCCCGUGGAUAUCGUCAUAACUCCAUUCGGAUCAGUCUAUCUUUGCAGCAGAAAUCAGGACGCCAUUUACAAGAUGAAUCCAGAUUUAAGUGAAGCUACUGUGAUACUAGGACAUAGAGACAGUUUGUUUGGUCCACUAGCAAUGUGUUUUAACAAUGCCAAACAACAACUCUACGUUAGCAGUGCAAGUAGUAAAGCCGAAGCACGAAAUCAAAUAAAAGUGUUCAAACGGCAGUAA